Pestalotiopsis fici W106-1 is the source of this 1983-nucleotide messenger RNA. RefSeq lists its product as uncharacterized. The transcript has 3 exons. Bases 1 to 1983 code for a protein of 660 amino acids. NCBI's taxonomy places the organism in Eukaryota, Fungi, Ascomycota, Sordariomycetes, Amphisphaeriales, Sporocadaceae. Gene Ontology annotation, molecular function: protein binding. The record is from RefSeq and is a predicted model, not a curated record.
AUGAGACUGGUCACAUGGUCUUUUGGCCUCUGCCUGGUCCCUCUGGUUGCCUCCCAGGUGACUUGGGACUGGGCGAAACCCAUCUCGCGUACCGGCUGGGUCGCAUCUGCGGAUAGCGUCCAGUCCGGUAACGAAGCAGCAAAGGCCAUUGACGGCAACUCUAGCACGUUUUGGCACACACAAUACAGUCCUUCGCUUGCACCGCUACCGCAUUAUAUACAGGUAGACCUGCUCAAGUCGUACGUCGUCAACGGACUCGGCUACCAGCCUCGUCAGGACGGCAAACGCAACGGAGAUAUUGGACAACACAACAUCACGGUCAGCACGGACGGCACGACCUGGUCCUCGCCCGUCGCGUACGGCAACUGGCUCAGCGACGCUACGACCAAGUACUCGUUCUGGUCCAACACGAGUGCCCGUUAUGUUCGCAUCACGGCUUCGUCCGAGGCUCAAGAUGCUGGCAACCAAUGGUCUAGCAUUGCCGAGCUGUACGUGUACAGUCCCGACACGACGCUGGACGGAAGCAAGUACGUGGCGCCCACCAAGUCGUCUCAAGGCAGCUGGGACGUGACCAUCAACCUCCCCAUCGUCCCUGCAGCGGGCGCCAUUUCUGGGGAUAACGUUGUGGUCUUCUGGUCAGCUUUCCGCCCAGAUCUCUUCUCUGGCGGCACUGGCCUGACCGAUACUGCGCUUUGGACUCCAUCGUCCCAGGCUGUUACGCCAAAAGUGGUGUCCAACACUGGCCACGACAUGUUCUGCCCCGGUAUCUCGAUGGAUGCCAAGGGUUUGAUCGUGGUCACUGGUGGCAACGAUGCCAAGAAAACGAGCAACUACCUUCCCUCAACUGGAGCCUGGCAAACUGGUGCCCAGAUGUCGAUUGGUAGAGGCUACCAAGCACAGACGACCAUUGGUGAUGGGCGCAUCUUCACAAUCGGCGGGUCUUGGAGCGGUGGCUAUGGCGGGAAGAAUGGCGAGAUCUAUAACUCGACUUCCAAUGUUUGGACGAGUCUGGCUGGAUGCUCGGUUACUCCAAUUCUCACGGCUGACGCUCAAGGGGCUUUCAGGACGGAUAAUCAUGCUUGGCUGUUUGCAUGGAAGGCGAACUCGGUCUUCCAAGCCGGGCCCAGCAAAGCAAUGAAUUGGUUCAAUGUAAGCGGUACGGGAUCCUACAAGUCGGCUGGAACCCGAGCUUCGGACCCUGAUUCCAUGUGCGGAACCGCCACCUUGUACGACGCCGUGAAUGGCUAUAUCCUCACGGCAGGCGGCUCGCCGAGCUACCAGGACUCCUCCGCGACCAAGAAUGUGCACCGAAUCAAGCUCGGCGACGCUGCAGCGACACCAACAGUCACCCAAGUCGCCAGUAUGUCGUACGCACGAUCAUUCGCCAACGCUGUUGUGCUCCCGGACGGUAAGACGCUCGUCUUUGGCGGACAGUCCUAUGCGGUCCCCUUCACCGACACGACGUCGUCCUUACCUUCUGAGCUUUUUGACCCCUCGACUCUGCGUUGGACGGUCGUCGCCCCAAUUGCCGAGCCUCGCAACUACCACAGCAUUGGACUCUUGUUGCCGGAUGCGACAGUUCUGAGUGGCGGCGGCGGGCUUUGCGGGACUGGUUGUCAGCAGAACCACUUCACAGCCCAAGUCUAUAGCCCUCCUUACUUGUUCAAUGCUGACGGCAGCCGAGCAACGCGGCCCACGAUCAAAACAGUAUCAGCGACGACGCUGAAGCCAGGCGCGACCUUUACUGUGUCGACGGACGUGGCGGCCACUUUCUCCCUCAUCCGUCACGGCUCAUCCACGCACACGGUCAACACGGACCAAAGGCGUGUGCCGCUGACAACGACCAAUGCGGGCACCUUGACCUACAGCAUCACGCUCCCGACUGAUCCCGGCGUGCUCUUGCCUGGAUACUGGAUGCUCUUUGCGCUCAAUGGGGCCGGGGUUCCGAGCGUGGCGACGCAGUUUUUGAUUUCCUUGCCGUGA